CGGAAGCAGGCGCUGGGGGCGGGCUCCGUGGAUUUGGAGACCGGAGCGCUCAUGGAAGUGGUUAGAUGCUCGGAGCACGGGAGCGUCUGCUUUCUCAAGACCGGCGUCCGUGAUGGCCCGAAUAAAGGAAAGAGCUUCUACGUGUGCCCGGCUAAUACCUGCAGCUACGUGCUGGCCGCCGAUAUUCCUGUUUCUCAUUGUUUAUUGCAUGAGGACUGUGUGGUAGGGCUUCAGGGUUUGCUUCUACUGCCAGGCAAGGAAGAAUAUAGAUUGUUCUUCCAGUGCGUUAGAAGUAAGGCGGCGGGGAAGCAAUGGUGCGGAAGUAUCCCGUGGCAGGAGCCUUGUUCCAGAGAACAUUCUGUAACCAACAAGUCUCAGCAUGCCUCGGAGCCUCUUCAUUGUCUUUCCACCCAGCAGAGAAACCCUUUCAAGGUGCUGGACAAGAAUCAAGCACCAUCUCUCUGGAAGCAGUUCAGCAAAGGUGAAUGUGAGGAAAAGGUGGCUGAUAAGCCGAAGGAAAAGGGAGAUGGGCUCGUGGAUCAAAAGAAAGAACGGAAGCCUGAAUCCAACUGCUGGAUGAAGAAAGAUCUCUCUUCUGGCCUGGUGGAGGGAAUGAAGAAGCAGCCUAUACCUCAAGAGCAGCAGCGAGGGGAGAAGGCGGAGUUUCAGCAUGAAGCCAAGGAGAGGGAAGGGACGCACACAAGAAACCUUUCUGAGGUUAAAUCCAAGCAGUGCCAUGGUGAGGAGCCGAGAAAACCAUGUGGGUCUCUUCGGGAGAAGUCACACGUUGAGAGUCAUCAUGUCCAAAAAACGUCAGAGCCUCUGAGGGAAAAAGGAACCAAUCCUUUGCCUGGGAUUAUUCACAGUCAGAACCCAGUAAGCAAGCCCCAGAAAGAAGAACAGGUCAGCAAAGAGCACCCCAAGAGCCAGGAGGUGAGAGAAACAAAGGCAAGGGAUGGUUCAUGCUCUCAGACCACCCGACAGUCGGAGCCUGGGCACGGGCCUGCUCCGGGAGGACCAGCCGCACGGUGUGCACCACUGGCCACGGUCCGCUCCCCAGGACAGAGGCCAGAGGCGGCCUCCAGUUGUGGUGACCGUGAGGAGAAUAAUGCCGUUUUCACUUCCUCUAAGCCUCCCUUGUUCUUUGACUCGACUCCGGACUCACAGAAGGAGGAGAGCCUCCCGUUCCCUGGUCAGAGUGUGCAAACAAAAACAUCUGCCUCAGGUGUUUCCAGGAAGGCGGAGUCUUCAGAUCCAGCAGCCCAACGUGUGUACCUCACAACACAACUGAAGCAAAAGAAGAGCACACUGAAGUCAGUGAACAUCCAGGCUCUUCCAGACAAGGGUCAGAAGUUGCUCAAGCAGAUUCAGGAGUUAGAGGAAGCCCUUGGUGCUCUUGCCCUCUCCCCAGAGCCAGACGCCAAUGAGAAGAGUAACACUCCAGUGCCGCAACAGAGAAACUUCAGCAAAUCUACCACUGAGUCCCUUCCCUGGGUGCCUCCCCAGCCCCUGCAGGGUCAGGGUCUCGAGCCUCUGGGUUCUCAAGGAUGGAAGGCUGCCUUCCCAGCAGUUGCUGGGGGAUCCAGUCAUGGCUAUGGUGGCCCUGCACAGGAUGGCCCUCAUGCUACGUGGAGAAUCAUCAGUAAAGCCAUCGAUGAACUGCACGCGUCACUGGAGUCGCGGCCGGGAGAGACAGCCAUGGCGGAGGACCCAGCCGGGCUGAAGGUCCCUUUGCUACCACACCAGAAGCAGGCAUUGGCCUGGUUGUCAUGGCGGGAAAGUCAGAAGCCACACGGAGGAAUUCUGGCGGAUGAUAUGGGAUUAGGGAAAACCCUGACGAUGAUUGCACUCAUCCUGUCCCAGAAGAAUCAAGAGAAGAACAAAGAAGAGGACAAAAACACAGCCUUGACUUGGCUUUCCAGAGAUGACUCCUGUGAGUUCACUUCCCGUGGAACGCUGAUCAUCUGUCCUGCCUCCCUGAUCCAUCACUGGAAAAAUGAGGUGAUGAAACGUGUGAGCAACAACAUGCUAAGAGUCUGUCUCUAUCACGGGCCCAAUCGGGAUCAACGUGCAAAAGUCCUCUCUACAUAUGACAUCGUGAUCACUACCUAUAGCCUUCUGGCCAAGGAAAUUCCUACACAGAAAGAAGAGGGAGUGACCCCCAGUGCAAACCCUAGUGUGGGGAAGGAUACUGCAAAAACACCUUUGCUUCGAAUAGUCUGGGCUCGAAUCAUACUAGAUGAAGCUCACUGUGUGAAGAAUCCGCGAGUUCAGACUUCCAUGGCUGUGUGCAGGCUCCAGGCUCAGGCCCGUUGGGCUGUCACUGGAACCCCCAUUCAGAACACCUUGUUGGACAUGUAUUCACUGCUGAAAUUUCUCCGUUGUUCUCCAUUUGAUGAUUUCCGACUGUGGAAGAGCCAGGUUGACAAUGGUUCAAAGAAAGGAGGAGAACGGUUAAGUAUUUUAACCAAGAGCCUUUUGCUGAGGAGAACAAAAGACCAGCUGGACUCCACUGGCCAGCCCUUGGUGAUGCUGCCCCAACGUAAAUUUCAAGUGCACCAUUUAAAGCUUUCUGAAGAUGAAGAGAAUGUUUACAGUGUCCUUUUGGCAAGAUCAAGGUCAGCUCUGCGAUCCUAUCUAAGAGGGCAGGAAGGUGGGGGCAGCCAGUCUGGAAGAAGCCCUGAUAAUCCAUUCAGUAAAGUGGCCCAGGAGUUUGCAUCCACUGGGCCUGGGCCCCAGGUGGCGGCAAGCUUGCCAAGAUCCAGCACCCCCCACGUACUGUUGACCCAGUUGCUGAGACUUCGCCAGUGUUGCUGUCACCUGUCUCUGCUGAAGUCGGCCCUGGACCCAGCAGAACUGAAAAGCGAGGACCUCGCCCUUUCUCUGGAAGAGCAGCUCAGUGCCAUGACAUUGUCUGAACUCUGUGACAGGGAGGCAUCUCCCAUCAUUUCCCUUAACGGUGAACAGUUCAAGGCAGAGCUUUUUGAGAACACAAGGGCGAGCAGCAAGAUUACAUCUCUGUUGGUGGAAUUGGAGGCAAUCCGAGGAAAUUCAGGGUCCCAGAAGAGUGUCGUGGUCUCCCAGUGGACCAGCAUGCUGCAGGUCGUAGCGAGGCACCUUCAGAGGCACGGCCUGACUUACGCCACCAUUGAUGGUUCUGUCAGCCCCAAACAGAGGAUGGACUUGGUGGAGGCCUUUAACAGCUCCAGGGGUCCCCAGGUUAUGCUAAUAUCUCUCUCGGCUGGAGGUGUGGGUCUAAACCUGACUGGAGGAAACCACCUUUUUCUUCUGGACAUGCACUGGAAUCCAUCACUUGAAGACCAGGCCUGUGACCGAAUUUACCGUGUCGGGCAGCAGAAAGAUGUUGUUGUGCACAAAUUUAUUUGUGAGGGAACAGUAGAAGAGAAGAUCUUAGACCUCCAAGAGAAGAAGAAAACUUUGGCCAAACAGGUCCUAUCAGGAUCUGGCACAUCUGUCAAGAAGCUCACUCUGGCUGACCUCAAAGUCCUUUUUGGCAUCUAACUUUUCUAGGGCUCAGGGUCGUACCGCUGCAGGUUUGUGGUAGAGUCUGGAACAGUGACCUGAGAUAAGCCCUCCUCGGCUUCUCAUUUUACUGGCAAGUGCCUGGCCCUCCGCAGUAGGAGCCGCCAUCUUAUCCAAGGAAUUGGAUGCCAGUGAUCACAUUAAACACUUGGGUCGUCAGGUCGAUCAGUCAACUUAUUUAAGAGUAACCUAGAAACCAAAGAGUUACUUCAGAAAAAAGAAUGUGCCUUAGAGUUAGAUAAUUUUGGAAAACAACACCAGGGGAGUUGUUACAAAAGCCUCAGUACAAACUCAGAAAGCCCUCCGUUGCCUUGUUCUUCUCAGCUCACGGGAGACCAGUGUGACUGCCCGCUCCGGUGCUGGCCCUCCCUCUCUCUUACCAGUGAGGCUGGUAACAUGUCUCAGGGCAGGGCGGAGAGUGGACCCGGAGGCCGGGCCUCUGCAGCUGUCUCUGGCCAGACAGUUCUGCCACACCAGCUUCAGGGCAAGGAGGUGCGUCAUCCAUGAACAGAUGUCUGGUUUGGGUAUUCUUGAACCAUCCAGUGUUUGUUCUUGUUUCAUUCGUGGUGUUCCAUAAUUUCCCGUUGCUAGAGUAUCAUGUGCUGCUUGUGAAACACAGUUGACUACGCAGCAUCUCUCCAGUACAGGCAGACCUCCCUUCGUCACGCCUUGCCGACACCGCAUUUCUUACGACAGCGCCGGCUCAUUUUGUGGCUGUGUCCCAUUCUGGUAAUUUCACAGUGUUUGAGGCUUCUUCAUCAUUAUUAUAUUUGAAUUGCCACGAUCUCAUGAUGAAACUUGAACAUAUGAGGAGCUCUUGGAUGAGCCAAGACGGUGGAUUCUUGAGAUGGAACCUACUCCUGGUGAAGACACUGUGAAGGUUGUUGAAAUAAUGCCAGAGGAUUUAGAACAUCACAUAAAUUUCAUUGACAAAGCAGCGGCAGUGUUUGAGAGGACUGACUGUGAUUUUGAAAGAACUUCCGUUGUGGGGAAAGUGUUAUCAAACUGCAGCCCAUGCUACAGAGAAAUCAUUCAUGAAAGGAAGAGUCCUUCGAUGUGGCAGACUUCACCAUCAUCAUAGUUUCAGAGAUUACCGCAGCCAGCACCCUGACCAGUCAGCCGCCACUGACAUUGAGGCAAGACCUUCCACUGACUCAUUAAAAGCUCAGAUGAUAGUAUUUUUCACGAUAAAAUAAUUUUUUCAAAAAAUUUAUGUGUUUGUUUAGAGAACACACACGAGCACGGUGAGGGCCAGAGGGAAGGG
This is a messenger RNA of Mustela erminea (ermine), 4807 nucleotides long. RefSeq names its product transcription termination factor 2 (gene TTF2). Bases 52 to 3522 code for a protein of 1156 amino acids. Gene Ontology annotation, molecular function: ATP-dependent chromatin remodeler activity; ATP binding; zinc ion binding. The record is from RefSeq and is a predicted model, not a curated record. The transcript is spliced from 23 exons. Lineage: Eukaryota; Metazoa; Chordata; Mammalia; Carnivora; Mustelidae.